AAAAAUCUCUUAAGAGGCUGAACUUCUCGGCGAGUUCAACUUUAGCAGAAGCCUGUAAAGCACUUAUUGAAGGUAAGGCGCCCUUUCUGAAGGAAAACACUUUAAAAACAUCAUUCAGAGAAUCCAGUUGCAUGGAGUACAUCACGCAGAACCACUACAUCACCCGCGCCCUCUCGGCCGAGGAGGCUGCCUUCCCCAUCGCCUACAUCAUGACCCUGCACAAGGAGUUCGAGACCUUUGAGCGGCUCUUCAGGGCAGUGUACAUGCCCCAAAACGUCUACUGCGUCCACGUGGACGCCAAGGCGCCGGCCCCCUUCCGGCAGGCGGUGGGGCGCCUGGUGGGCUGCUUCCCCAACGCCUUCCUCGCCUCCCGGGCGGAGCGGGUGGUCUAUGGCGGUGCCUCCCGCCUGCGGGCCGACCUCCACUGCAUGAGAGACCUGCUGGCCUCGGCCGUGCCCUGGCGCUACCUGCUCAACACC
Molecule: messenger RNA, 479 nt
Organism: Fulmarus glacialis (Northern fulmar)
Lineage: Eukaryota; Metazoa; Chordata; Aves; Procellariiformes; Procellariidae
Product: N-acetyllactosaminide beta-1,6-N-acetylglucosaminyl-transferase, isoform A-like
Exons: 1
Biological process (GO): transforming growth factor beta receptor signaling pathway
Cellular component (GO): membrane
Molecular function (GO): acetylglucosaminyltransferase activity
Source: RefSeq, a predicted model, not a curated record